Molecule: messenger RNA, 1303 nt
Organism: Entelurus aequoreus (snake pipefish)
Lineage: Eukaryota; Metazoa; Chordata; Actinopteri; Syngnathiformes; Syngnathidae
Gene: ptcd2
Product: pentatricopeptide repeat domain 2
Exons: 10
Coding region: 14-1171 (385 amino acids)
Biological process (GO): multicellular organism development; regulation of mRNA processing; mitochondrion organization
Cellular component (GO): mitochondrion
Molecular function (GO): RNA binding; protein binding
Source: RefSeq, a predicted model, not a curated record
CUUGGUGCAGUCGAUGGGCAAGAUGGCGCUGCGGACGUUCGCUUUAUGCUGUCGUUCGUUACUGCGUGACAACCCUCGUAGAGCAAUAUUGUCUGCUUCGUCACAAGCGGGCUGUGUUGGGUCGCGUUCUGGAGCUCGAAGGUAUCUCCUCUCAGAUGACAUUAUCGGUCUACAAGAAUUCCAGCGCAAGAAGCUGGAAAUGGCUCAUUUCAUCACUACGCCAAAUGGAAAUUUCCUCGAGCUGAUGGCCCGCAAGCUGCGGAGGAACGAUCUGAUUUUGAAAAGUGAGCUGAAGCAGCUGCUCCACCUGUGCCAGUCUGCGGAGGACAUGGCGAUAGCGCGGGACGCCAUCUACAGGUACCAUGCAGAGAACCGCGAUCAGGCGCACAGAGAUUUCCGGUUCGGUCCUCUCUUCUUGAGACUGUGCUACGAGCUGGGUCUGAACAAGAUGGCCACUGAUGUACUUACAGACAAGGAAAUGAGAGGGUUUUUCAUCGACACCACCUCCUUCAACAUCGUCGUGGACAUGUUGUUCAGGAAGGGCUACCUUGAAGACGCCCUGGAGGUGUUGAGGUCCAUGAAGAGCCAAGGUGUCGCCUUCAACUAUGGCACGCAGAUCCUGGCGUCCGGCGUCUGCUACAAGCUGAACACGGCAGAGUCGUACACCAUAUGCACGUCGCUCAUGGAGGAGGCUCAGGCCAAAGGGCUGUUCAUCCCUCGACAUGCUUACUGCUUUGCCGUGGCCUUGGCACUCAAACAGAACGACAUAGAAAAGGCGUGGUUGUGGUUUUCGCAAAUAAUGGCUACUGAGAGCUGGUUGUGCCAAAACCUAAAGGUUUUACUGCUGGCUAUGUCAGGAGCCACUGAGGAUGCCAUCACGCUCCUCUCUGCAGCCACACAGUCUACAAGUUCCUCUUUUAUCAGGAGGCCUGAGUUUUUGCAAGAGGUGCUGGAUUAUUUGCAUUCGCAAACGGAGGGCGGGGAACAAACGGCGAAAGCGGAACAGGUCGCCUCUCAGCUGAAGCGAGCCGGCCAGGUGACCCGGCGGACCCUCGACGACAUGCUGUGCGAAACGCCCCCCGCCAGGAGGAACAUGUCGGCCAUUAUGGUGGAGAGUCGGUCCAGUAGAAGGACGAUGAAGCCGCUCACCUCCGUUCUGCUGUCAGAGUGACCUGCUCGGCCUGAUCCGAGGUAACGUUGCCGUUGGACUCUGUCUGUGUUUGAUCAAAGCUGCUAUAUUUGUAUCAAUAGUAAACAGGAUAUGAAUGACGGGUUUAAUAAAAGAAAAUAUAUUUAUCCAUAA